CCCCCUCCUCGCGUACAAACACAUCCAUCUCCUGCCCAUUCAACUCCUCUCAUCAACCAAACAAAAGUUCUUUUGUAUCCUCCUCCCUUACAUCUCAGCAUGUCCUUCUCUGAUACUGACGAAGGGAUUCUCCCGCAGGACAGUCUGCGCAACGAGACCCCUCCUCCAGUCGAGACCGAGCCCGAACCCGAGCCCUAUACGGCAUUCACCACCAUCGUCCGUCCGGCCCCAGGCGCGAAGUGCUGCAACACCAGCACACUCCUGCACCAGCCUCACACCUCUCUCUUUGUCACAUCCGCUACUAAAGUCGCCGAUGGCCUCACCGCCAGCUCCUUUGUCGCCUACACCAUCAAGAUUGGGGAUAGCGAGGUCAAGAGACGUUACUCCGAAUUUGAAUCGCUGCGAAAGGUGCUCUGUAGAAUCUAUCCCACGUUGAUUGUGCCGCCCAUCCCAGAGAAGCAUACCAUUUCAAAUUACGCCAACUUACAGAACAAGAGCAAGGAGGAUGCGCUGAUGGUGGAGAAACGAAAGCGCAUGCUGCAGAAGUUCCUGAACAGACUGGCCAAACAUGAGAUCCUGUCGUACGAACAUGUUUUUCACAAGUUCUUAGAGGCCGAGGUGUCUUGGUCUGAGGCAAUGCACUCUGCUCCAGUAUCAACACUUCCAAAAAACCCGCUCAAUGCAACCUUGACAGCCAGCUCGUCUACACUUUCGCUUUCGCGUUCGGCAUCUAUGCCUCCAUCUCCUUCAGCACCCUCGGUGACUUCACCAGGACCAAACAGCCCUAGCCAGGCCAUGGCACCACCGCCUCUGAGACAGCCAGACCCCCGAUUUAUCGAUAGCGAGGUCUUCACCCAAAAGUUUUCCAACCAGCUCUCUGGAAGUAUGGACCGCAGUCAGAAGAAGGUCCUCCGUAAGCUGAAAGAACUUGCUGAUGACAACUCUGAACUGGGCGCGACUCUAAAUGGAUUCAGCUUAAACGAGUCUGAGCACUCGCCGCUUGGGGUAGCCAUCGAAAGAGUUGGCGAGGCUGCCGACUCUAGUUUCUUUGCCACGACUGAUCUGAUGCAAGCGUUGGAAAUUAAAGUCAAUGAACCCCUGCAAGAGUACAUUCAAUACGCCAACAUCAUCAAGACUAUUCUCAAAUUCAGGCACCAAAAGCACAUUCAAUCUGAAAGCACAGCCGAUCAACUUGAAGCCAAGAGGAGCUCGCUGGAAAAUCUCGAGAGAAUGGAGACAGAGGCCAAGAGAAUCGAGGACGCAUUAAAACGUGAACGCUCUCUCACUUCGGGAAGCACCUCGGCCGCCGAAACUCCAGGUCGUAACGACGUAUCGCAUCAGCACAAUCCUUCAGCUGACACUCACUCUGUCUCGGAGGAGGUCACAUUCACCAACGAGCCCGAGUCGAUCAGCACGGAGCCUCCAGAGAAUGCAGAGUCUCAUAACCCAUACGCUCGCACGUCUUCUGUGAGCUCGAAUGGCAAUCAGGAUCCAACCAAUCCCUAUGCACAGCUUCCUCCCGCUAAUCCAUACACUCAUACCCACACCCCUCCCUCAAGCAACCCGAAGCGCAGAAGCACUCGCCUCAAUGUGUUUAGUGCUCUCAGUCAUACGAUCCACGGCAUCAUUGAUGUGGAUCCUGAAGCCACUAGACGCAACAAUAUUGGAAAGACGCGUGACGCUAUUGCUCAGCUGGAAGAGCAGCUGGAGACCACGAACGCAGAUCUGGACAAAAUCUCACGGGCAGUGCAGGGAGAUUUGGAUCGUUUCCAGCGUCAAAAGAUCAAGGAUAUGAAAGAGAUUCUGCUGGAGUAUGCUAAAGCACAUCAGAAGUGGUGCCAAAAGAACUUGGGAUCAUGGCAGGAGGCCAAUGCAGUCGUCGAACAGAUACCAGUUUAAAGCGAGUGUCGCAUGUAUAGCAACAAGGGUUUCCGAAGGAGUUUUGAGUGUUGAUCCCGGUUUUGAUAGCAGAUGCAGCAAUAAUAAAGUCGUCGAUAUUGACAAAUUCAACUUGAA
Gamsiella multidivaricata is the source of this 2016-nucleotide messenger RNA. RefSeq lists its product as uncharacterized. The record is from RefSeq and is a predicted model, not a curated record. Gene Ontology annotation, molecular function: phosphatidylinositol binding. NCBI's taxonomy places the organism in Eukaryota, Fungi, Mortierellomycota, Mortierellomycetes, Mortierellales, Mortierellaceae. Bases 100 to 1899 code for a protein of 599 amino acids. Gene Ontology annotation, biological process: retrograde transport, endosome to Golgi. The transcript is spliced from 8 exons.